AUGACAACAACGUUGCUAAGGGAGACAAAUUCCCUUGUAUCAAGCAAAAAGACAGAACACUUUUCAGAGACUCUCAGCACCUUCUACUGCAGUCCUCAGAUCUGCGUCACGAUGGAGAGGAUCUUGUUGGGAGUCUUGGUUCUUUCAGACCUGGUCAUGCUCUCCACCUGCCUCCGUCUUCAGCCUGUCUACCAUUUUGUUAAUCAAUCUCUGAAUUGGACCGAAGCUCAGACCUACUGCAGACAGACCCACACAGACCUGGCAACCAUUCUAAGCUCAGAAGAAAAGAACCGAUUCAUGAGCACUCUUUCAUCUGCUGGUCACAGCUCUGAUGUCUGGUUUGGUCUGUUCAAUGAAAUCGACUGGAAAUGGUCCGAUGGCUUCACGGGGAGCGGAGCCGACUACAGACACUGGAGAACAUCAGUAUAUGAACCUAGUUUCCAUUACGCCGUUGAAUUCUGCGUGAUGUUCCCAGACUAUGCGGAGUGGUAUGAUGUUAGUUGCUCACAGAAUCGCCCAUUUGUGUGCUACAAAGGCUUGCAGGCGGAACCUCAAUUUGUGUUUGUGAAUCUACCAAUGAACUGGUCCAGUGCUCAGAUGUACUGCAGAAACAACUUCAUAGACCUCGCCACCAUAAAAAGUGACACAGACAACCAGAAUGUACAGAGCCAGGUGCCUAGUCCUUACCAUCCAUGGAUUGGUCUCUUUAGAGAUCCCAAUUUUCACUGGUCUGAUGGGAGCGGUGUCGUCUUUACCAGCUGGGAUUCUGUUAUGAAUCCGCUUGGCUCGAUGAGAGUCAUAUGUGGUGUUACAUCUUCUGCAAGAUCAGGAAAUUGGAAGUUUUUGCCCUGUCAGACAAAAUUACCUUUCGUCUGUUAUGGCCCUCCUGUAAUGAAACAGGUUGUGAAGAUAAGACUUCGCACAGACAACUCAGUGGAUCUGAAUGACCCUGUUGUGAGAGAAAACAUCCUGACAAAGCUCAAGAACAGACUGCAAGAAACCGGAGUGAGUGGAUUUACACUGAAGUGGACAAAACAGCCCAAUGGAAGCGUCUUCCGAAAGGAAAUUAAAUACAUAUAG
Molecule: messenger RNA, 1080 nt
Organism: Poecilia latipinna (sailfin molly)
Lineage: Eukaryota; Metazoa; Chordata; Actinopteri; Cyprinodontiformes; Poeciliidae
Product: macrophage mannose receptor 1-like
Exons: 5
Coding region: 1-1080 (359 amino acids)
Source: RefSeq, a predicted model, not a curated record